This is a messenger RNA of Sinocyclocheilus grahami, 402 nucleotides long. Its product is annotated as SH3 and cysteine-rich domain-containing protein 3-like. NCBI's taxonomy places the organism in Eukaryota, Metazoa, Chordata, Actinopteri, Cypriniformes, Cyprinidae. The coding region runs from base 49 to 273 and encodes 74 amino acids. The transcript is spliced from 3 exons. The record is from RefSeq and is a predicted model, not a curated record.
CAGAACCGCACUGAUCCGGUGUUUGAAACACUGAGAGUGGGUGUGAUCAUGGCCAAUAAAGAGAGGAAGAAAGGCUCUGAGGACAAAAAGAAUAUGAUGAUGAUGAUGAUGGAGGAGGAGGAAGCUCAACAACCGAAGGAGGAUGAAGAGGGUGGUGAAGGAAAGCAAGAUGGAGACAAGAAAGACAAAACAGCAGCAGAUGACAAGGUAAAAGGCCAAUGCACUAGUGUUCAUGCUGUGGCAAACCAACAAACGUUUGCGUUUAACUUUUAAACACUUUAAAAAGUUGCAUGGACUGGUUUGCCAACUUUAUGCAACCUUUAUAAACUUUCUUGUUCCAACCGUGAUUGUGUCCAGAAUAUUGAAUAUUAUUAUUUCAUUAUGAGUUUGUGUGUGUGUGUG